Messenger RNA from Myotis lucifugus (little brown bat), 1266 nucleotides. Its product is annotated as E3 ubiquitin-protein ligase RNF26-like. Gene Ontology annotation, molecular function: ubiquitin protein ligase activity. The transcript has 2 exons. Gene Ontology annotation, biological process: protein ubiquitination; ubiquitin-dependent protein catabolic process. The record is from RefSeq and is a predicted model, not a curated record. NCBI's taxonomy places the organism in Eukaryota, Metazoa, Chordata, Mammalia, Chiroptera, Vespertilionidae.
AUGAAUGUUCGUACCCUCAAGCCCCUGUUGGACCUGAACUUCCUGCUAGUGUCCUCCCUCCUGGCCUCCGUGGCCUGGCUGCUGGCCUUCAUCUACAACCUGCCCCACACUGUGCUGACCAGCCUGGUGCACCUGGGCCGCGGAGUCUUGCUGUCACUGCUGGCCUUGAUGGAAUCUCUGAUGCGGUUCACUUUCGGGGGCGCUCAGGCCCUGUGAACCCUGCUGUGCAGCUGCUGCUCUGGCCUGGAGAGCCUGAAGCUCCUGGGGCACCUGGCCGCGCACGGGGCCUUGAGGAGCCGGAACAUCCUGCACCAGGGCAUUCUCAAUGUGGUCUCCAGUGGCCAUGCUCUGCUGCACCAGGACUGUGACGUCCGUGCCAUUGCCAUGAGCCUGGUGGCCUACGUGAUCAACAGCCUGGUCAACAUCUGCCUCAUUAGCACUCAGAACCUUUUCUCCCUGUUGCUGGCCCUAUGGGAUGCAGUGAUGGGUCCACUGUGGAGGAUGACGGACAUUAUGGAGGCCUUCAAGGCUUACAUUUCCAGCAGUGCUGUGGCCAUGGCCAUCCUCCUCUGGACCCCAUGCCAGCUAGCAAUGGAGCUCCUGGCCUCGGCUGCCCACCUCGUGGCCAGCUUUGUGCUUGUCAAUCUCACUGGCCUGGUGCUGUUGGCUUGCGGGCUGGCGGUGACGGUGACCGUGCUGCACCCAGACCUCAUCAUGAGGCUGGCCACCCAGGCCCUCAGUCAGCUCCAUGCCCGGCCAUCCUACCACAGGCUUCGAGAGGAUGUUACACGGCUGUCUCGCCUCGCACUGGGCUUGGAGGCUUGGCGCCGAGUCUGGAGCCGAAGCCUGCAGCUGGCAAGCUGGCUAAACUCGGGAGGGGUACCUGGGGCUCCCCAGGGUGGCCCUAGUAGGGUGCCUGCAGCCAGGGCCUCACAACAGGACACUCUUCCUGAAGCAGGGCCCAGAUCAGAGACAGAAGAGGAAGAAGGUAGAAUGGUCAGAGUGACUGCUGCCUGGGGCAGGGAGAGGCUCAAUGAGGAGCCCCUAGUCAAUCAAGACCCAUGGAAGUUGCUGAAGGAGCAAGAGGAGUGGAAGAAGUGCGUCAUCUGCCAGGACCAGAGCAAGACAGUGCUGCUGCUGCCCUGUCGGCACCUGUGCCUCUGCCAGGCCUGCAAUGAAAUCCUGAUGCGCCACCCUGAUGUCUACCACCCCAACUACCCGCUCUGCCGCCAGGGCAUUCGGAGGACCCUCAACGUCUACCUCUGA